Molecule: messenger RNA, 2300 nt
Organism: Calypte anna (Anna's hummingbird)
Lineage: Eukaryota; Metazoa; Chordata; Aves; Apodiformes; Trochilidae
Gene: GSDMA
Product: gasdermin A
Exons: 11
Coding region: 338-1684 (448 amino acids)
Biological process (GO): defense response to bacterium; pyroptotic inflammatory response
Molecular function (GO): phosphatidylinositol-4,5-bisphosphate binding; phosphatidylserine binding; phosphatidylinositol-4-phosphate binding
Source: RefSeq, a predicted model, not a curated record
AGGGUGGGGAGGGGCUGUUGUCCCAGCCCUGCUGCUUUAAAGUGCCACUUCACUCCAGCAGUACAGCCUCUGCUCUGCACGCUGACAAGAAGCCCUCCAGGAGAAGGCAAUUUUUAUUUCUUUUUGAAGUCUCCCAAGAGAACAAGACCUGUGGCUGCCACUGGAAUGAUCCUACAUUAGCCACAAGACCACCACCCCUCCCCAGCUCCAUCCCACCCACCACACCAUCCUUUGUGACGCGACCAGGGGCAGAGGACAGGACAGAGCUGCACGUUUUUCUUCUUCUCAGCACAAGCACACUCCACUUUGGUUCCAAGAUUCCUUCAGGCACAGCAGAAUGUUUAAGAAAGUCACCCAGGCUGUGGUGAAUCAGCUGGAUCCCAGGGGAGAUCUGGUCCCAGUCCACAGCAUCUUGGACCACGAACACUUCAGAACCUUCUGCCUAGUGAGAAGGAAAAGGAAAUCUGCAUUCUGCCCAUCCCCUGGCUACACACAGGCGUGGUACAGCCUCGAGGACGUGCUGCUGCCAGGAGAGGAUGAGAAAAGCCCAGGGUCCCUCCUCUCCCCCAGCCCAGGGGCUGAAGCCCUGAGCCAGUUCACAGUCAAACAAAGCAUCACUGACAGCAUCGAUGGCAGCCUCAGCAUCCACCUGGACAGCACCAGUGCUGAGCUGGGAGGAGCUGUGUCCCUGUCCAGAGGGUUGGACAUCAAGCUGGAGAAGAGCCACGUCCCCAUGCAAAUACUGGAGGCCUUGAAAAAAGAAAGAAAGCUGAACCAGAACCACUCCUUCAUUCAACAACUGCAGAAAACAAAGCAGAAUUUGUAUGUGGUUCAUGAAGCCAUAGCAGCCUCAGAGGAGACCAGCUAUGAGGAGUCCACUGGGGCAGAGGGGAGCUUCAUGGCCCAGCUUUAUGCCAAGUUCUGUGCAAAGGGCAGCAGAAAGAACAUCCAAAGCAUAACCAUCCCCAAGGGCUGCACCCUGGCCUUCAAGGCAAUCCAGCUGGCCAUAAGAGGUGGAUCGUGGGAUCUGCAGCAUUUCUCUGAAACACCAAAGAGAUCCAUAUUCUACUCUGAUGGUUUCUCACGAGGAAAAUUAGGAGCACUGGAGGCAGAAGUUAAACAGAACUGUGAAAUCCUCUCCCAGUCUCAUGAUCAGUCCCUCACAAUCUUAAAAGCCAUCAAAGCUGUGAUGAGAGACAGGAACCUCUUUCAAGAACUGAUGCAGAAAAUGGAAGCAGUUCUCUAUGAAACUGGCAGCUGUGAGCUGAAAACAGAAAGCCCAGACUUAAAAGACCUGUUGAGCAGCUUAGAGAAUUCUCCAAAACAUGAUCUCCUCAGUCUGGCAGGAGCCAUCACCUACACCCUGGAUGCACUGGAUGAGCUCACAGAGGAUCAGCUGCUGCUCCUGCUGGAGUCCUUGGAAGAGAAGAUUGUGUCCCAACAGCUGAAGCUGGUUGAGAGCAUUUUGGAGCAGGACAUAGCACACAGGAGGGGGCCUUUCAGACUGGAUGUCAGCUUGCUCUCCUUCACACGAGAGAAGGAAGAAAAAUUAACCACUGCAAUGGUGGAGAUGAGCAGAGUGAAGCUGCAGAAAGAUGGAUCUGCCACCUGUAUGGAGAAAGCUUUCUCAGCUGUAGCAGCCCUGUAUGUGUCCCUGUAUGUCCUCCAUCACCUGAGUAACUGAGGCCAGGCUACACACAUCCUCCCAGCAGGGAUGAUUUAAAGUGAGUCACUUGACCAUAUAUUUGAACCUCUUUAAGUGCAAGUCAGUUUCUCUCUCCAAACUUUACCCCUAGGCAGGUGAGGAAUUACUUAUUAACACCCAACACAGAUGUGAAAUGAGUAGGAAAGCAAACAGAAGGCAGGAAAGCUCCUCAUGGACACCAGAAGCCAGAUACCAAAACUGAGUUUCCUUUCCCCCACCAGGAAUGCAGAGUGCUAACUGAUAAACCCAUUAGCUUAAUAAACACAGUCCUGUCAGGUGUACUUUAGUAGCAACCCAGUUUUCCUAAUGAAUGCCAGUACACAGUUACUGACACGAUCAGCAAGAUAAAUUAGAAUUAAUAAGAAUAAAUUUCCCCUGGCCACACCUGCUAUUUGUGUGUGCCUCAAUAAGUGUUCCAAAGCUGUGGGAUCUCAGGGCAUUUUAACAACCUGAUAAACCAGUACCUCCAGCACACCACCACACACCCCACCAGCAAGGCAUAGAUCACAACAUUUUGGAACAUUGUAAGUACUUCCUUUACUGCUUUAGAAAUAAAGAGAAUUAAUUUCUUCCUGAAUAACUGGGCAUUCUUCAA